Messenger RNA from Diorhabda sublineata, 3148 nucleotides. Its product is annotated as univin-like. The transcript is spliced from 3 exons. The coding region runs from base 1 to 1059 and encodes 352 amino acids. Gene Ontology annotation, biological process: BMP signaling pathway; SMAD protein signal transduction. Gene Ontology annotation, molecular function: cytokine activity; growth factor activity. NCBI's taxonomy places the organism in Eukaryota, Metazoa, Arthropoda, Insecta, Coleoptera, Chrysomelidae. The record is from RefSeq and is a predicted model, not a curated record. Gene Ontology annotation, cellular component: extracellular region.
AUGGUAACCACCAUACCUUCUUUAAGUUUAGGUAGCCACAUUUCUUCAAAUCUGGCGGCUACCUUUUGGACUUACUUUUGCGUUUUGACACUAUGUAUAGUUAGUUUUUCUGGUGCUAAUCAAGGACUCCUACAAGAAUUAGGUCUUAGAGUGCUUCCGGAUGUUUCAAAGAUAAAUAUCAGUUUGGACGAGUAUACUAGGAUGAUGAACAUAUACCUUCAAUCGAGGGAGAAGUCUGGUCAAGACGAAUCAGUUCCAAAAUUAGUCACAUUCAAAUUAGAUCGUAAAUUAGUGAGAGACAACGACAGAUACCCCACAGUUAGGCUAAGGUUCCCUGUAGCUCCUCAAGGCAACGUAGAACUGGAGAGCGCUGAACUGAAAUUGUUAGUACCACCACAGUUCGAGGACGUGCCCAGUCCAAAAGUUCAAGUGAAUGUAAUCUUAGGUAACCGAAGAAAAGAACUCAUCAGAGAACGGACAUUUUAUCUCUCUCAAGAGGGCCCAAAGUGGUGUACUGUAGAUAUAACAAGUGCAGUGGAAUCGUGGUUGCGUGGCGAUGUAAAUUUAGGUUUAGAAUUAGUGUGCUUGGACUCCAAUUGCAGAUUAGAUCCGCUAGAAGCAGCAGUAACUAGUCUAAUACAUACUCCUCAAUCAAGAAGAGUUCGUAGAGAAUCUCCGUAUGAACCAAAACAUAAAACUACAUGCAAGGACACGGGUCCUAAGCAUAAAUGCUGUAGACAAUCGAUGAAUGUGACUUUUAGUGAAUUAGGAUUGGAACAGGAACAAAUAGUUCGCCCUCAAGUGUACGAUGCAGGCUAUUGUACUGGGAUGUGUCCCCCUAACUAUCUUCAUUCUUACAACCAUACUUAUAUACAAAGUAUAAUGCGACGAAAAGAACGGAGGAAUCAUAAAGCUUAUAGGAAAGUUAUACCGAAAGCUUGCUGUGCUCCACUAAAACUAUCGUCGGUAUCAUUUUUAGUAAUCGACCCAGACUAUCCAACGACCAUGGUCAUGCGACUAUGGGAAAAUAUGGCAGUGGAAGAAUGCGGGUGUUCUUAAAGUUAAAAACGAAAAGGGGGGUGAUUAUUGUUGGGUAAUCUAUUUAUAUUUUUGUACGGGUUACGCACUGAACAUUGUUAGAUUUUCACUGUGAUAUAAUUUUAUCUUUUAAUUUUUAUCGCCACUCAAGUAACAUUUUUAGUACGUUUAGUGACAUAUUUCAUAAAUUACAUAAUUCAAAUUUCAUACGUGUGUUUUAUGGUAUCAAACUAAUCAAUUUUACAUUUGAAUUUUUCAUUGUAUUUCUGACAAUAACGUGAAAAAUAAUCAAUUACCAUAAAUGUAUACUAGACAAUUUUGUCUGAUUAAUUACUUUCUUUAAGAAACGAAUUUUCAAAAUAAUAUUCAGGAGAUUAAUUGAUAAGUUCCUGGUAUGAUAGAAAAAAUAAAUUUUAUAUAAAAUUCAAUUAAAUUCAUUUGAAAUACUGUCCUGGAUAACUGAUAGUCAGGUCUGGACUUUACGUAACUUAUUACACGAUAAUAAAAUUUAAGCCAGUUUUUACACUAUGUAGAAAGUUUGCUGGUGUCGCCAUCUAUAUUUCAGUCCUGGGACUUAUUAAGUAAUGUUCUAAAAAAAGAUAUUAAUCAAAUUAUAUUCACGUUUUGGAUAUAAUAGUAUGAUAGGUGUAUUGACAAUAUAACGAAAUUUGUUGAAAAGAAGUUAUCGGAAAUUAAAUUCACACAAUAUACAAGGUGUAAUCAAGUAAAACAAUAUUUUAUUUAAAACAAAGUAUGGGGUUGGCAACUAAGUACUUUCGCUUUUUACUGCUAGAGAGCGUUGCUUUGUUUUAUGAAUUACUUGUGUUAGUGCUGUAGUUUGCUGUUUGUCACGUGAUACUGGUCACAUUGACGUAACUUUAGAAGCCAAUGAUGCGUGAUUUUUAUUAACGCUAUUAGUUGUGGGUUAAUUUUAAAUUGAGUGUAAAAACGAAUAUUUUACUUUUUUAUUUCCGUUAAGGGAAGAAAGCUACUGCGGCUCACAAAGAAAUAUGUCAAGUUUAUGGUGCUGAGUGCUUAACAGAUUGCACGUAUCAGAAUCAAUAUAAAAAAUUCCGUUCUGGAGAUUUUUCCCUCAAAGAUGAGCAACGUUCUGGUCGACCAAUUGAAAUUGAUUAUGACUAAAUCAAAGUUAUAAUUGAAGAGGAUCAUCUUAUAACUGUUCUAGAGGCUGCAUGUAUCAAUUGAAAAACACUUAAAAGGUCUUGGGUUAGUUGAGAAGCUUGAUAUUUGGGUACCUCACGAAUUGAAAUAAAUUCAUUUAACACAAAGAAUCUAUAUUUGCGAUAUGUACCGUAAACGAAAUAAAAUCCAUCAUUUCUUCUAAAUAAUCAUCAUUGGUUGGACGGUUCUGAAUCUGGUGGCCAAAACGGAUAGUAUAACGACCAAAAAGACUUAUGGCAUGACGCAUUUCAUGAUAAAUAAACUGUUGCACCAACGUUCCAAUACCCUCUUAUAAUACAGGAGUUUUUAAAGACGAUGAGUCACUGAUUUUCCAUUCGGAAAUCUUCAUAUUUGAGGUUAUGAAACAUACUAGUAAUUAAUUGCUGAAUACAUUCACCAUACUUUUGGUCACACCUCGUACAUACUGUUACCAUUAAUUAUAAAGAAAAUUGUUUCUUUUAACAUUGGUGAACCUCCAUAGUCAAGUGGAAUUUUAAAUAGGUCUGCUUUAAACACGAUACAAGCCCCACUGACUGAAUUUUGAUAUUUUCUAUAUUUGAAUAACUUUUUGCUUCCAAUUAACAAUUUCGAAAAAUAUAGUAUGUGGCCAAUUUUUCUAAUUUGGAGCGCCAUAUUUUUAAAAAUUCUUAUUAUAUUAUAUUCUAUUAUAAUUUGGGAUAUUUACCCGAUUUAUAAAUUCUUAAUGUUUCGAAUUAUGAUUUAUUUCAAUCAUAGACGUAUAUUGACUACGGAAUUUAGUUAAAUGACAUUAGAUAUUAUAGUUUUCAAGCCUUUAGCUACGCCACUGGCUACUGCUGAAACAAUUUGUAUUUACUGAAAACUGCUAUGUAUCCAAGAACGAGUUUUAUUAUUGGCUAAAAUUUCAUAAUUAGUGAAAUAAAACUUUGACAUCUUCUAUACAUAUUGG